AUGUCAUCACAUUUAUUGUCAUCAAGAUUGAAUUUGGGAGGUAAAGGAAAACAUGACUCAGACAACAAGGACAAGCCUUAUAAGGUCUUUGUCAAAGAUCUGUUUCUUUUUAAAGAAAAUGAAUUGGCGGCCAAGAAAAAGGAGAAAGUUUUGAACCGUAGCAUGAAAGUCUACCAGAAGACGACGUUCUCCUCCCGAAUGAAGAGCCGGUCACACUUGAACCAGCUGACUUUUUACUCUGACCCAGGCGGUUCAUUGGAAAAUAUGGGGCUAGAUCCGACUCUCAUUCUCAGGUUGACAGAAGGUGCAGAUGCAAAAAAGACUCUCUUUGACUUUAUAAAUGACCAGAGAAGCAGGUUUCUACUUGAGUAUGCUGUGGCGACCAAAAAAAACACGAUUAAAAAGCUUGAUAAAUGUAUAACAACAAAGGAGAAUCAACUGAGAAAAGCAGAGAAAAAGCUUCAGGAGGACGCGAUGGCCUUUGAAGAGUUCCUUCGAGAAAAUGACCAGAGAUCUGUAGACGCUCUCAAAGUUGCAGCUCAAGAAACUCUAAACAAACUCCAAAUGACAGCCGAGCUGAAGAAAGCAAACAUGGAGAUGCAGGUGAUAAAAAGUGACAUAACAAAAACAGAAUUCCUUCUCAGGGAGUACAUGCAAUAUGGAUAUUUUCUGUUGAAAUUAUCUCCAAAACACUGGCAAAUACAACAAACACUAAAAAAAGAGCAGGCGCAAAAAAGUAAUACUGUUCUUCCAAAAAUAGUACCAAAAAGCACGGGAAGUUCACAUAAAAAACACCACCGGGUGGAUGGAUCUGAAAAAACAUCAUCAGAUGAACAUUAUACAGUAAAAGUGAACAAAGGAAAGCACCUCAAGAAGGCCAAUUUAAUCCCAGAGGCCAAGAAAUCAUUCAGCCGGCCUGAGAGUAGCAGCUCUGAAGACAGUUUGGAUUUCAUUUUAGAUAAUGACAUCAACUUUGCUCUGGAGCCUGAGAUUUACUUCAAGGAACCAGAAGAGUUACUUCAAGUCCUCACUGAGCUGGAAGAGCAAAAUCUUAAUCUGGUCCAGUAUUCCCAAGAAAUAGAUGAAAAUCUUGAUGAGGUCAACAGAAGAGAAAAAAUUAUACAGGAUAAGAUAAAUGCCAAUGUCUCCUUCUUGCUGGAGCACAAGGAAAUGCUCAAGGUCCAGUGUGUGAGAGAGGAGGAAAAAGCAGCAGAAUUGGAAUUGAGAUCCAGGCUCUUCAGUUUUGGAGAAUUUAAUUCAGAUACUCAGGAAAAGCUGAUACAGUCACUUAGUAAAAAAAUCAAUCAAGUGUACACUAUGUGCAUUGGAGAAGCUGAGGUUGGCAGCAUGACAGCAGUUCAGAAACUGGUCAAAGUAGAGAAUCGCCUGGUGGAACUGAGUGAUCUCAUCGAGUCCAUUCCCAAAGAAAAUAUGGAGGCGAUUGAGAGGAUAAAGCAGAAGGAGAGACGGCAAAAGCUGCGUGAUGAGAAAAUGAGAGAAAAACAACGCCACCAAGAGGAAAGAUUAAGAGCUGCUCUGGAAAGAGCCGUAGCACAACCAAAGAAAAAGUUGGGAAGACGACUCGUCUACCGCUCAAAACCUCUAUCUUCUAACAAAGAGGAAAUAGUUCUAGUCACUGACUCACGAGCAAAAUCACUGGAGGAAGAGUAUUUUUUUAGUUGAAAAGGAGCAACAAGAUUUUUAUUACAAAUGUUUUCAUAGAUUUUGACUGAGUAAUGGCAGAUCCUGCCACAUACACUAUCCUAAUUUAAGGAAGACAGACCCUUAUUGCAAAGGUUUAGGAUCGGAGUUAUUUUCCUUUUUUUGUUGAAGCUUCCUAUUAUUCUUAAGUACUAUUCCAUACGGCUAAACAUUUGUCUAUUUUGAGUUGUCCCACUUGGGGAUAUACCUAUAUAUAGGGAAAUGACCAUUAAGAUGUAAUAACAGCCGGUUCUCUGACAUGAGAAUUUAAAUACUAUUUUCUCAACUGGACUAAAGGGAAGUUCAUAGUAUGCUCUUAACAGUAUGGAAUGUACAUUAAGAGUGUACAAAGCAGCACAUACACCAAAACUGGAAUGAUACAGAGCAGAACUCUCAAAGUCUCAAGAGUUUUUCUGAUAAUUAAUGGUGUCAGAACAUACCCCUAAGACUGUUUUCAUCUCACAUUAAGUUCUGUUCAGAAAAGUUUCUCUCAAGUGAACAAAGCACAGCCCUUUGAACCUAAAUGUCAGGUCACUAUUUCUGUUCUGUCCUAUCUCCACACUGUAAUUUCUAGGUGAGGUUUCAACUUUAGCCAUACUAUGUAAUUUGCUUAGCAUAUACUGAUACAGAAUAUGCAUGUAGUUUGCUAAGUAAUACAGUAUGUAUUAAUAAGAAAUGUUGAACUUUAUACAUGUAAAAAGUGGCUUAAAAACCUUAAAGUAGUUGCUUUUAAAAGGUUUCAUUUAAUAGAUAAGGGCUGAAAUUCACUUUUAUAACACCAUUCAAGGGAUAUAUUCGCUUCUUACAGAAAAAG
Messenger RNA from Dipodomys spectabilis (banner-tailed kangaroo rat), 2515 nucleotides. It is a transcript of the gene Ccdc38, whose product is annotated as coiled-coil domain containing 38. NCBI's taxonomy places the organism in Eukaryota, Metazoa, Chordata, Mammalia, Rodentia, Heteromyidae. The transcript is spliced from 15 exons. Bases 1 to 1683 code for a protein of 560 amino acids. Gene Ontology annotation, cellular component: centrosome. The record is from RefSeq and is a predicted model, not a curated record.